AUGCCUCGGCGACAGCUCUUUGUGUCACGGAUCUUCAUGUGGCAGUCACCAGCUACAACAUCCCAUCCUGCUGCUACAGAUCAGAUACUGCUAACCACAGCUGGGGAAAGCCCAAAAGUCUUUGUUGGGUCAAUAGACAAUGGGACGACAAGCUCUCGGUUCCUCAUUUUCGACAGGGCGGGCACGCCCAUCGCAUCUCACCAGAUCGAGUUUGAACAGAUAUACCCAAACCCGGGAUGGCACGAGCACAAUCCCGACGAGCUCGUCUCGAGCGUUGAAGAGUGCAUAGAAAAGGCGUGCAAAGAAUUUGGAUCGCAGGGGCACUCAUUAUCCGACAUUAAGGUGGUAGGCAUAACGAAUCAAAGAGAGACGACUGUUGUUUGGGACUCGGAGACGGGCGAGCACCUUCACAAUGCAAUCGUCUGGACAGAUACUCGUACCGCAUCUAUCGUGCGUGAGCUAAAAGCACGCACAGGCGCAGGUGACCUCACAGAGCUUUGUGGCCUGCCUCUUUCGACAUAUCCUUCAUCGACGAAACUGCUUUGGCUGCUGCGCAACGAUGACAAAGUAAAGAAAGCAUAUGAACAAGGCCGCCUUGCUUUUGGAACGGUCGAUGCAUGGCUGGUGUACAAGCUGAAUGGCGGACCAGCAAAGAAUGUCUUUGUUUCAGAUCCAACCAAUGCGAGCAGAACGAUGUGGAUGAACAUCCACAAACUCGAGUACGACGAGAAGCUCAUCUCCUUCUUCGAACUCGACACCAAGAAACUCCACCUCCCCAAAAUCGUACCCUCUUCAGACCCAAAUGCAUACGGCCAGCUUGCAGACGGGCCGCUCAAAGGCGUGAAAAUUGGAGGAGUGCUAGGCGACCAAUCCGCCGCACUGGUGGGCCAAUGCGGUUUCUCCCCAGGCCGCGCAAAGAACACCUAUGGUACGGGCUGCUUCCUGCUAUACAACGUCGGCGAAAAGCCCGUCAUCUCCAAACACGGCCUCCUCGCAACCGUAGCCUACGACUUCCGUGGCCAGAACAUUCCUCCCGUCUACGCGCUCGAGGGCUCCAUAGCCGUCGCAGGUUCCUCGAUCAAAUUCCUCAUGAAUAAUCUUGGCUUCUUCGGCGACAGCGCCAAGGUGAACGAGGUAGCCUCCUCAGUCGAAGAUAACGGAGGCUGUGUAUUCGUCACGGCGUUCAGUGGCCUGUUCGCUCCAUACUGGAUCGACGAUGCAAAGGGCACAAUCUUCGGCAUCACGGCCCACACACAAAAGGGCCAUAUCGCACGCGCUACGCUCGAGGCGACGUGCUUCCAGACCAAGGCGAUCCUCGAGGCGAUGGAGAAGGACAGUGGCCACAAACUCGAACAGCUGGCUGUCGAUGGCGGCAUGAGCAACUCGGAUCUCUGCAUGCAGACCCAGGCCGAUCUGAUCCAGAUCCCGGUCGACCGCCCGAGCAGUGAGCAAAUCUCCACCCCCCCACCUUCCCCUCCCUUCUCUUAUCUCUGUGGAGGAAGAACUUGUCUAACUAACCCGCCCCUUCGGUUUCGCCGUCGGCAUCUGGAGGAGUUUCGACGAGCUAAAGGAGAUCAAUCGCGAUGGGAGGAUGUAUUUUAA
Messenger RNA from Endocarpon pusillum Z07020, 1602 nucleotides. RefSeq lists its product as uncharacterized. The record is from RefSeq and is a predicted model, not a curated record. Gene Ontology annotation, molecular function: glycerol kinase activity. The transcript has 3 exons. The coding region runs from base 1 to 1602 and encodes 533 amino acids. Lineage: Eukaryota; Fungi; Ascomycota; Eurotiomycetes; Verrucariales; Verrucariaceae. Gene Ontology annotation, cellular component: mitochondrion. Gene Ontology annotation, biological process: glycerol metabolic process; triglyceride metabolic process; glycerol-3-phosphate biosynthetic process.